Molecule: messenger RNA, 4468 nt
Organism: Colletes gigas
Lineage: Eukaryota; Metazoa; Arthropoda; Insecta; Hymenoptera; Colletidae
Product: transmembrane protein 94
Exons: 26
Coding region: 118-4422 (1434 amino acids)
Molecular function (GO): nucleotide binding
Source: RefSeq, a predicted model, not a curated record
AUGGGUUUUCUAUAUGGGUUACAAUUGAUAUAUGUAUAUAUAUAAUAUAUGUGCAAAGCAUUGAAUUUGAUUCUCAGCAAAACAGAAGAGAAUUUCAAUGGUUUCCUUUUAUAGAAAAUGGAUGGUGAUCAGGUAAAGGACAAUGCUUCUAAAACAACAGAAAAUACAAAUAAAAAAUCUGCAGAACCAUUAGGAUUAACUACAAAAACUGCUCUUGAAACAUUACAACGUGAUAUCAAAAGAGUCUUACAAGAAUACAAAGAAGACUACAGAAAAAACAAAAGAUACAAAGCAUGGCUAAAAGAUACUUUACAUCAUCGUAGUCAAUACACAACUCUUUGUUGGACUUCAGCAAUUGCACUUUUGAUUAAUGCAAUUAUCCUUAUUGUUGCUUUCUUCACAAUUGAGGAUACAUGGUAUUCUACAUUGCCUUAUGAAGGACUGAGUGUCUGUUGUUUAGUAGUCUUAAAUUUUAUUUUAGUUGUAUCAGAUAAUAAAUUACGACAUGAGGAGAUCCCUCAUAGAGUACAAAUUCUAUUUGAUCAUCUAGAAGUUGCCAAAAAUUGUUCUCAAUGGAACCCUGAAAAUUAUCCACAUUUGUGCAGUCCAUUGUCUCCUUGUCUAACUUUACAAUGGACUUACCGUGAUGGUCAUAUUGUGAAUUUGCCAUGGGCAUUGUUAGUUGCUGGAGAUAUAAUUGUAAUUAAACCUGGACAGCAAGCACCUGGAUACUGUGUUCCUUAUGAUGAUCCAGAUGCAUCAGUGUUACAUGCAAGGGAAGUGUAUAGUCCUCAGGUUCAUAAUGCAAAUGAAAUUUUCUCAACACCGCAGGCGCGGGCACCAUUGAAAAAUAAAGUUUAUAAACUUCAAGAAACACCAUACUUAAUGAAUCUCAGAAUGGCACUUGAUCAAGCUCUUGACAGACCAGUCACAUAUCAUAAUCGCAAACGACAUUUAUUAAUGAUUUGUUGCAUUGAACAACUAGCUUAUCCAGUUCUUUUAAUUAUUGUAUUAGUUGUAAAUUUAUUCCGAUAUUCAUAUUUAUCAGAAUACUUCGGUGUUGGGUACUGGAAUGAAAUGUUUUUACUACAACCAAUUGCUGUUAGCAUUCCUUUACUUCCGUUAGUAUUUCCGAUUUGUUGGAUUUUCUUGAACUGUUUUGGAAUGGCACGAUUUAAAGCUUUAUUUAAACUUUAUCAAUCUUCGGAGAAACUUCAGUUUGUGGAUCCUUUUGAAGAUACAGAUAUUUCUGGUCCCAGUUAUCCAGAUGUAGUGUAUAAUUGGUUGGAACUGAAAGAAUAUUUUUUCAAUAUUCUCUUUGGUAAAGAACACAUGAUGUCAAGAUCUGCAAAUAUUCUUCACGUUUUGGGAUCGGUCACGGCAUUAUGUUGUGUGGAUAAAAAGGGAAUUCUUUCAUGGCCUAAUCCAACAGCUGAAAAAGUAUUUUUCUUACGUAAUUCCAAUACUUUAUCUCCGUCUUCAAGCACUGGUAGUUUAGACAGAACAUCUGAACCUCAAUGCCAAACUCAAACUGAAGAUACGAAACAGUAUUCAAAUAAAACGUCCUAUGUUCAACAUGAUAUGUCUCAUUCAACGGCCGAAGUUUUGGACCUUACUCAUGAUCAUGCUUUACCGUUUCGUCUACAGUUUGAUGAUCAUUCUUGGAGACAGCACUUGAAUUCGUUGAAACCACUAGGUCUAGCAAUUCUACUCAACACAUGUAACAUGGACACACAAGAACAUUAUAUGCAGUUCUGUUGCCAUGUCACUUGUGAAGCUCUGUACAAUGAGAAUCUUGUACCAGUUACGAACAGACGCUACCAGGAUCACAGUAUAGAAGAUAAGAGUGGGUAUGAGGCAAAAGAUACAAUGCAAAGUUCAAGACAAGUGUAUUUAGUCGACGAAUCAGGGAGCCUUGGACAGAUGUGGUGUCUAUGCGAAUUAGCAAAGCAGAUAGGUUUCCAAGACCAGGCACAACACAUAUUUCAAUUGGAGCAACAACUAUCUACGUUCAGACACGUUCAACCAGAAAUGGUUCGACGUGAUAUAAAGUUCGCACGCUCUUUGAGUAUUGCGACAAAAUUAAAAUUUCCUUUCCCGCAUAUGGUUGCCGUGGUAGUUAAAGAACGGAGUGGAGGUGGUUUACAAUUAUUGACACAAGGGACAGCAGAUAUAAUUUUGGACUCCUGUAUCGAAUUUUGGGAUGGUCAUGAUCUCUGUCCACUUUCCGCAACCGACAGGAAAAAAGUGCAAGAUUUUUACCAAAGGACGAGCUUAACGUCAUAUUGCACUGCAUUUGCAUAUAGACCAUUGACACGGGGGAUCAAUAAAAAAAUGUCGAAAAUAUAUUUGGAGCUUCCCGCAGAUAGCAAACAUUUAUAUACUCCUCACAGAAGUCCUACACCAUUACCUUGGGACUUUAGAAAUGUUCUUGAUCCAAGGGUAAAAGGCAUACUUGGACAAUUUCAUUCAACCGAUUCCUUACUGUGCAACGAAAACAAAGACGAUAAUGUGAGCGACGUUGAAAGUUGUUUUGAUAUUCAAUGUAAUCAAGUUUUUAUCGGGAUGGUAACUAUGCAAUAUCAAGCACAAACGGAUAUGGUACAAUUGAUCGAACAACUCGACAGAGCUUGUAUCCGUUUCGUUCACUUCAGUAAAGAGAACGAAUUAAGAUCACGCGUGUUUUCGGAGAAAAUGGGACUCGAAAGUGGAUGGAAUUGUCAUAUAUCAUUGCUCAGUGAAAGAGCUAGGAGACAGCAAUGGCUGGAGAGAUAUCCACACAUGACCCCAUCGUAUAUGUCAGAGAGUCCAGUGGGUUGGUGGGUGAGCCAGGCAGCAGCCAUGUCCUCACCCACGCCCUCGGCCCAAUCUCAUCAACAUAAUUACUCCUGCAUGGAUGAGGCCAGCCACUUGCUUAAUCGUAUCUCUCCUCGCACGAAUUUGGACAAUAGCCGUGCCAUGAGUAUGUCUGCACCAAGCGCUAUAAAUACAGAUUUCUCUACUGUAAAAUUCGACGACGAGACUACGGAGUGGAACGACAUAGGACUGUCUCAAGUUAAAAGUGCUAUGAGCCAUAGAGAACAGGACACAGUGAAAAGCGAAGAUAGUGUACUUGUGCAAAGUGUGGAUUUAGGAUCCGGGCAAGAAGCAUGGCGAUCAUUGAGUUGUCUCACAGAUAGUACAGAGCAGAGUGCUCCUGUAAAUUUUGAUUUAUCAAACAGGGCAAAACUUCCGCGAGGCAUCGAUAAAAUUCGACCGCAUAUAGAGUUGAUAGACAAUGUACCACUUUUGGUAUCUUUGUUCACUGACUGCAACACUGUUGUUACAAGGGAAAUGUUGCACAUCAUGCAAGAUUAUGGAGAGGUCGUUUGCGUUCUAGGCUCUUCUGCUAAUGCAGAGAACAUGCCUAUUUUUAUGCAAGCAGAUGCAGGAGUGGCAGUAGAACCAUUAUAUCCACAAGUUUGUCAAAGAGUUCCUGUACUAUCUCCGACGAGAGAAGACCAAGGACCAUCCCCUGUUGAUUUAAGCAGGGCAUUAAAUUCAAUUGCUUGUUCGUUAAGCGUUAAACGUGAAGAUCCGAUCGCAAUAUUUCAUUUGAUUAUGGAGGCUCGUCAUUACAUGAAGUGUCUUUGGAAUUGUGUACAAUUCUGGCUCUGUUGUACAGUUACUCUUUCUUUUACUCAAGCUGUAUCUGGUUUCUUACUUCUACCACCUCUAUUCUCUGUUGAUCAAGUUUUAUGGUUGAGUUGCUUAAUCAUUCCAAUGUUAUCAAUAUCCAUGAUUGCUACACCAAAGGAUACUACCAUAAUGCAGCGUGCUACCGGCAAAAAUCAAUGUACCAUAAAUGGUCAGGUUGCAUUAUUUGUUCUGUGGUGUUACGGCAGCAAAUUUUUACCAACGAUCGUAACAAUAGUUUUAUCACAGUGUAUCUCAUUUUUAACUUUAUGUCCCACUUAUACGACAACGGACUCUAAAUGUCUCUAUGUGUACCCCGAUACACGCGGCGAAGUUUCAUGGGGCGGUUGGGGUGCUAAACCAAAUGUUAUUUUGGUGGUACAACAUUUUGCGUUGACGUUGUUAGUUUUACAUUUAGUAACAAUCUCCAUAGGCUUUGUACAUAGAGAAUAUUCUAUUUGGAAGAAACAACCUUUUAACAACUUUGUUUGGUUUUUAAGUGCAUUUAUAACAUUAUGCGCACAAGCAGCAUUCUCAGGGACUGUAUUCUGUAAAUUUUGGAAAGAGGAGGGUCAAAAGAUUGAAGACUUUCCUAUUCAUCUUCCUCUAUUUUUCUUAAUCUCAUUGCCAUUUAUCUUUACAGUUAAUGAACUAAUUAAGUGGCAAGAAAUUAAAGUAAAUGUAAGAUAUCAGAAGAGAGCUCGACUAGAAUUUGGUACAAAGCUUGGAAUGAAUUCUCCAUUUUAACAAGUUAAUCGAAAAUGGAACGAAAAGCCAAGAACAUAAAAUUAAG